AUGGCAUCUCUAUUAAUAGAAAAGUUGGCAUACUUCUCUCCUAGCCACAGUACUCGUGUGAAUUUGCUGCCACCAUCAGGAUGUGGAGAGCUCUUUGUAAAGCUUUGACUCUGACCUAGCCUCUGCGCUGUUCUUGGAGAAGUGCUGCUCUCUAAUGACUCUCUACUCGGUCACUUUCCUCACCCAGUCUCCCAACGAGCGUGCCCGCUUGUACUUCCUGCUGGCCUGGUUCCAUGCCAUCAUCCAAGAACGCUUACGAUAUGCACCACUGGGGUGGUCAAAGAAGUAUGAAUUUGGAGAGUCUGACCUGCGGUCUGCUUGCGAUACAGUGGACACGUGGCUGGAUGACACAGCCAAGGGCAGGCAGAACAUCUCACCGGAUAAGAUCCCGUGGUCUGCACUGAAGACCUUGAUGGCCCAGUCCAUUUAUGGCGGGCGCGUGGACAACGAGUUUGACCAACGUCUGCUCAACACCUUCCUGGAGCGCCUGUUCACAACCAGGAGUUUCGACAGUGAAUUUAAGCUGGCAUGCAAGGUCGACGGGCAUAAAGACAUUCAAAUGCCAGAUGGCAUCAGGCGAGAGGAGUUUGUGCAGUGGGUGGAGCUGCUCCCCGACACCCAGACGCCCUCCUGGCUGGGCCUGCCCAACAAUGCUGAGAGAGUCCUCCUCACCACACAGGGUGGGUGACGAGGGUCCUCCCCACGCCCGCGGGGGGGUGGCGAGGGUCCUCCCCUCAUGUGGGGUGGGUGGCGAGGGUCCUCCCCACGCGAGGGGGGGUGGCGAGGGU
Molecule: messenger RNA, 788 nt
Organism: Piliocolobus tephrosceles (Ugandan red Colobus)
Lineage: Eukaryota; Metazoa; Chordata; Mammalia; Primates; Cercopithecidae
Product: cytoplasmic dynein 1 heavy chain 1-like
Exons: 3
Coding region: 155-688 (177 amino acids)
Biological process (GO): microtubule-based movement
Cellular component (GO): axonemal dynein complex
Molecular function (GO): dynein light intermediate chain binding; dynein intermediate chain binding
Source: RefSeq, a predicted model, not a curated record